Dictyostelium discoideum AX4 is the source of this 1671-nucleotide messenger RNA. RefSeq names its product transcription initiation factor IIF subunit alpha (gene gtf2f1). Gene Ontology annotation, molecular function: DNA binding. Gene Ontology annotation, biological process: transcription initiation at RNA polymerase II promoter; positive regulation of transcription elongation by RNA polymerase II. Lineage: Eukaryota; Evosea; Eumycetozoa; Dictyosteliales; Dictyosteliaceae. The coding region runs from base 1 to 1671 and encodes 556 amino acids. The transcript is spliced from 2 exons. Gene Ontology annotation, cellular component: nucleus. The record is from RefSeq and is a predicted model, not a curated record.
AUGAGUGAAUCAACAAAUAAUCCAAAUGAAAAAACAUAUAAAAUCAAUCUAGUUAAAGGUACAAAGAAAUGGAAUAUAGCAAAAUUUUCAAAUAAGAUUGAUUUAUCAAGCUUUUCAAAGCCUGUAAGAAUGUAUAAAUUCAAUCCAAUAGCAAAUAUGAUAAAUAAUGAAAGUAAUAAUUUUGGUCAACCAACAACAAGUACCUAUACAAAUAAUCAUUACAGUUAUAAGAAUAUUCAACCAACAAUGACAUCAGCCCCUAAUGGUACAAAUUCAACUGGUACUACACCAAAUACUACAACCACUACCACAACCACUACUACAACAACUACAACAACUACAACUGCAGCAGGAACACCAGGCGCACCAAAUCCUGCCGCAGCAACUCAACCAUUUGUAAGAAAGAAAAGAUAUGAAGCAAAACCAGUUAAUCCAAAAACUAUCCCUUGGAAAUUAGAAGAUAGUGAAGGUAAUAAUACAUAUCAAGGUAAUGUUGAAGGUAAUCAGGCCUCUUCAAAUUACUUUUUAUUUAUGUUUCAAAGUGAUGGUUCAAUUAAAGCUGUACCAUGUAAUGAUUGGUAUAAUUUUAGACCAAAAAAAGAAUUUCAAUCUUUAACAACUGAAGAAGCUGAAGAUUUUAUGAAAAAAAAGAAUCAAGAAUGGGAUGUUUUUACAUCUAGAUUACAAAAGAAAACUGAUCCAUCAGGUAGUGGAAGUGGUGGUAGUGAAUCAAGUGGUAAAAAGAGUAUUGAAGAAUUAGAAGAAGCAGAACAUAGAAAUAGAAAUGAAGAUCCAAAUAGAUAUAAAACAACCAAUGAAGAGAAAAAGAAAAAGAAAGCACCUGCAAGAAGAAGAGAGAGAGAGGAUGAAGGUAAUGGUGAAGAUGGUGAUGCACCAGAUUUUGAGAGUAAAUUCGAUGAUGACGAUGAUGAUACCUAUAUGGAUGGUGAUGGUUUAACAGGUGAAGAUGAAAAUCAAAUUGAAGAGGAUGAAGAAGAGGAAGACGUUGAUUUAACAGAAGGUGGUUUAGAAAUGAAAAAAAUGAUUAAAAAACAACAACAACAAAAUGAUUCAGAGGAUGAUCUUGCUGAUGAUGACGAUAAAAAAGAUAACAAUGGUGGUACUGGUGGUGGUGAUGAUGAGGAUGAUGAUGAAGAUGAUGAAGAUCCAGAUCAAGAUGAUCUUUCAAAUCUUCCAAAAGUAUUUGGAAAAUCCAAUGCAGAUGGUACAACCAAUUCUUCGGUUAAAAAGGAGGAUGACGGUGGUAAAGAUUCAAAAUCCUCUAAAAAGAGUAAGAAAAAGGAUAAAGAUAGCUCACCAAAAUCAAAGGAAAAGAAAUCUAAAAAGAAUAAAUCCGAUUCAUCAGUCGAUAAUAGAGAAUCUAAAAAGAUUAAAAAAGAACCAUCUUCACCUCAAGCAGUCCAGCCAAAUUCUCCAUCACAACAACAACAACAACAACAACAAAAUAUCGAUCCAAAUGAUCCUCCAUUCACUGAAGAAUAUAUUAAAAUCGUCUUACAAAAAAGUAAAAAGGUUAAAUCCUUAGAUUUAAUCAAUAUCUUUAAAGGUCCACUAAAAAAUCCAGAUAACAAACCAAUUUUCCUUGCAAUGGUUCAUAAUGUUGCUCGUGUUGUUGAAGAAAAUGGUGUAAAAUAUUUAAUUCCAAAAUAA